AUGGAUUUCUUGCCAAAGACAAGCAUGGCGUCGUCGCCGGAGGGCGCAGCGGUGGUGAAUGCGUACAAGAAGGCGCUCGCCACUGCGGCCUCGGUGAGCGCGUACGCCAUGCUGGCGCGCGGCAUGGCGCGGGAGCUCCUCCCCGACGAGCUGCGCGCCGCGGUGCGCUGGGGCGCCGCGUUCGUGCGCUCCCGCUUCAGCGCCCCCGACAAGGAGCGCCACACCAUCGUCAUCCGGCGCGUGCUCGGCGGCGGGUACAACGAGGACGACCUGUUCGACGCGGCGCUCGCGUACCUGGCCACCAAGAUCAACCCGCAGUCCAUGAGCCGGCUCUGCCUCGCGCGCACCCGCAAGAGGGAGCCCGACGGGAGCGGCAGCUGCACCACGCUCCUGAGCAUGGAGAACGGGAGCUCCACCACCGAUACCUUCCAAGGCGUGGAGUUCCGGUGGACGUCCAUCGAGAGCGGCGGCAACGACGGCAACAAUAGGGGCAAGGAAUGCCUGGAGCUCAGCUUUGACGCGGAGCACACGGAGACCGCGCUCCACAAGUACGUGCCCUUCAUUACCUCCACGGCGGAGGAGCUGCGGUUGCGAGACCGCGCGCUCAAGAUCUUGCUCAACCAGGGCUCGAGUUGGAAAGGCAUCAACCACCACCACCCGGCCACGUUCGACACGCUCGCCAUGGACCCGUCCGUCAAUCAGGCCGUGAUUGACGACCUCGACCGCUUCCUGAAGCGGAAGGACUACUACCGGCGGAUCGGCAAGGCGUGGAAGCGCGGCUACCUUCUCUACGGCCCACCUGGAACCGGCAAGUCCAGCCUGGUCGCCGCCAUGGCCAACUACCUCCGGUUCAACCUCUACGACCUUGACCUCUCGGGGGUGUACGAUAACUCGUGCCUGCAGCGGCUGCUCAUCGACAUGUCCAACAAGUCCAUCCUCGUCAUCGAGGACAUUGACUGCAGCUUUGACACCAUGUCCAGGGAAGACCGCAAGGUAUCCCAUGCGACGACCUACACAGACGACGACGACGACGAGUACGACGACGCCCGAGCACGAGGAUACCCCCCGGAGCGCGAGCGCAAGAUAACGCUGUCAGGGCUGCUCAACUUCAUCGACGGCCUGUGGUCCACAUGCGGCGAGGAGCGCGUCAUCGUCUUCACCACCAACUACAAGGACCGCCUCGACCGGGCGCUGCUACGGCCGGGCCGCAUGGACAUGCACGUCUACAUGGGCCACUGUGGCUGGGAGGCGUUCAGGACGCUGGCCCGGAACUACCACCUGGUCGAGGACCACGCGCUGUUCCCGGAGAUUCGGGAACUGCUUUCCGUGGUGGAGGUGACACCGGCGGAGGUGUCCGAGAUGCUGCUGCGGAGUGAGGACGUCGACGUUGCGCUACGGGUGCUUAUCGAAUUCCUCCAACAAAGAAGAUGCAAAACAAAUGAGGCAAAUGAGAAGAACGGCCGCAUAGCAGGAUAG
This is a messenger RNA of Triticum turgidum subsp. durum (durum wheat), 1476 nucleotides long. NCBI's taxonomy places the organism in Eukaryota, Viridiplantae, Streptophyta, Magnoliopsida, Poales, Poaceae. The record is from the annotation of a GenBank genome assembly.